Molecule: messenger RNA, 960 nt
Organism: Anopheles coustani
Lineage: Eukaryota; Metazoa; Arthropoda; Insecta; Diptera; Culicidae
Gene: CARPB
Product: carbonic anhydrase-related protein 10
Exons: 7
Molecular function (GO): carbonate dehydratase activity; zinc ion binding
Source: RefSeq, a predicted model, not a curated record
UGCACUUUGAUUUUCGUUUACGAUAAGCUUAAACCCCUGUCAGCGGUUAGUUGGGAGGAAUGGUGGACGUAUGAUGGCAUCUCCGGGCCCGCCUUCUGGGGCUUGAUCAACCCGGAGUGGUCGCUGUGCAACAAGGGACGUCGACAAUCGCCGGUCAACCUGGAGCCGCAGCGUCUGCUGUUCGACCCGAACCUCCGCACGCUGCACAUCGACAAGCACCGAAUCAGCGGGACGAUCGCUAACACGGGCCACAGCGUCAUCUUCACGGCGGACAACGAGACCAUCUCGGCGUACGGGACGCCGCAGGUGCCCGUCAACCUGACCGGCGGGCCCCUCUCGUACCGGUACCGGUUUCACGAGAUCCACAUCCACUACGGCCUGCACGACCAGUUCGGUUCGGAGCACAGCGUCGAGGGUUACACCUUCCCGGCCGAGAUACAGAUCUUCGGCUACAACUCGCAGCUGUACGCUAACUUCAGCGACGCGCUGUACCGGGCGCAAGGGAUUGUCGGCGUCGCCAUCCUGCUGCAGCUGGGCGACCUCUCCAACCCGGAGCUGCGCAUGCUGACCGACCAGCUGGACCGGAUCCGGUACGGCGGCGACGAGGCGACGGUGCGACGCAUCUCCGUGCGCGACCUGCUGCCCGACACCGAGCACUACAUGACGUACGAGGGCUCCACGACGGCGCCGGCCUGCUACGAAACCGUCACCUGGAUCGUCAUGAACAAACCUAUCUACAUCACCAAGCAGCAGCUACACGCACUGCGGAGGCUCAUGCAGGGCGGACCGGAUCACCCGAAGGCGCCGCUCGGCAACAACUUCCGGCCACCGCAGCCACUGCUGCACCGUCCCGUGCGGACGAACAUUGACUUUCGAAACAAACUGGAAAAAGGGGGAAAAAUAUGUGCAACUAUGUACAAGGACGUUCACUAUAAAGCUAAUAGCUGGAAACACAACUGA